GAAAGAUUUAAUCGAUCAAAAUGGCACAAAUCAAUAAAGUAUUUAUUUUUAUAUUGGGUGUAGCGGUUAUACUGUAUAUUCUACUAUUCAUUUUUCAAAGCCUUUUUACCAGAAAGAACAUCAUGUCAGAAACAUCCAUGUCAACAUACAGAAAAGAACACUUGCUUCAGCAUGGCUUAUACGACGUCCACUUCUCCCAGGCGACGGAAGAAGAAUUCUGGGACGAUGGUCCGAUAGAUAUCUAUGAAGCUUUUGCUCAACAUUCCUACAAGACUUUAGAGACGUGUAACAAUUCGUGUGAGGCUAACCUAACUAUAUGUGAUAAGGCUAGUCUAGAAUCCUUAAAGAAUUUAAAUUUAACAUUCGAAGGGGUUUUACCUUUUAGACCUUUUCUCGAGAGAGGGCAGUAUGUUUUUGAAUGGGAGAAAAAAUAUUUGAGUUAUCCCCCUUUGAACGAUAUUAAAACGCUGCCAGAUUUGAAGUUGUCUAAAGUGACAGUUGAAAACACAAGACAAGGUGUGGUCAGGUGUAAGAUACUUGAAACUAUACACGGUCGUCUGGAUGUUGUGGAUGGGUACGGGCGUCAGAGAACCAAGGGAGACGAUGUGGUCAGGGUGUGGAUGAAUAACUCUGAUCACGCUGUUGUUGGUAACGUCACAGAUUUACAAAAUGGCAGCUAUACAUUCUCUGUCAAAUGUUUGUGGGCUGGUAGCUCUAAGCUGACUUUGGCCAUCUCCUACCCACGGGAGUUUAUCAGGAUCGUCAUCCACCAGAUACACCUGGGUGUGAGUAGGUACAUGGCGGCAGAUUUCGUCAAGGAUGAUAUACGUGAGCGCACCAUCUGUUUUCAAACCCCAAACAUACCAGGCUGGGAAUGUAUCUGUAACUUCAGCAAGUUUGGUUAUGAGAAUUUCUACUGUGGUAGACCGAGGAAUCCACAGCUGACUUGUGACGAUUGGCUAAAUGAAUACCCUUCGGUCCUUGCUACACCUCAUGAUGUGACAGUAGCAGAGAAUUCAACUCCAGAGCAGCGAGCAGUGUCUCACGACAUACAGAUAGUCACUGAAACUAAAGCCAAACUUCCUGAACUACAACCUUGUCGUGAGUCUAGUAAAAGAAUAACGUGGGUCAGAGGUAACCCAAAAGGCUUCUGGACUUCCGGAAACAAAUGGAACUCUCUUAUCUGUAAAAACCAAGGAAAUUUAACUUCAGACUGGACACGGAACUGUCUCCGGAACACUUCCGUUUGGUUCUUCGGUGACUCCAACGCCAGAAAUGCAUAUUUUAUGCUAGUUGGUAUAGCGGAAUGUAAUCCGAUGGUGGGGAAAUACCCGGAAAAAUCUGUGUGUUAUGAUAAGUCAAUUGAUCUCACCAUCACGGUAAUAUCUCACGAACCACCAAAGUAUGCACUAACAAAAAGAAAGGAAAACUUCACAGGCGUCCCAGACUUUAUCCAAACCCUGCCAAGAAACAAAAAACACGUUCUGAUCAUCCAUUACUAUCUCCACUACACCGCCGCCCAUCUUAGUGUCUUAUCCUUACGCAUGAGAAAACUCAGGGAAGCAAUCGAGAAAAUGCUGGAGACGAACCCGAAUGUUCUAGUCGGUCUCAGAAUCCCUCACGUGACUUCUAAGUACUACUCAACCAACCACGCCGUGGGCGGAGACCCUCUGGGCCCCCAGUAUAUCGAUCUGAUAAGGGAAAUGUUCAGAGGUCUAGAGGAUAAAAUCGUGUUCUUAGAUUUGUGGGAGAUGUCCAUUGGGAUAGAAAAUGUUGAUUAUCAUCCCCCAAGGUACCUAAAUCAUGAAAUGAUCAAGUUUUUGUUAUCGUUCCAAUGUUAG
This is a messenger RNA of Physella acuta, 1841 nucleotides long. Its product is annotated as NXPE family member 3. The record is from RefSeq and is a predicted model, not a curated record. Lineage: Eukaryota; Metazoa; Mollusca; Gastropoda; Physidae.